This is a messenger RNA of Capsicum annuum, 1270 nucleotides long. RefSeq lists its product as uncharacterized. The record is from RefSeq and is a predicted model, not a curated record. Lineage: Eukaryota; Viridiplantae; Streptophyta; Magnoliopsida; Solanales; Solanaceae. Bases 170 to 868 code for a protein of 232 amino acids. The transcript is spliced from 8 exons.
CAACAACUAGUUGACCAAUCAUAAUUAUGCCUUCCCCUAUAUGGCUGUCUCUAUUAUGUCAAGAAAACCACUUUUCUCCUCCGCCACCCUUCUCUAACAACUUCGUCUGAUCAAGAAUAUCUAUUACCCAUCAAGUUCAGUUUUAGGUUCGCUGACAAACAUAAACAUCAUGGGUGAUGGUCCUCGAGGAAUAGAGAUGUUUGAAGAUCAUUUUCAAGCUUCAACAUCUGGUGAAGACUCCAUGCAGACCCCAACUUCAUCAAAAUAUAUAGGAAGUAAUGAUUCUUUAAGAUCCAUUAGUAGAUCGUGGACUAAAAGAAAAUUGAAGGGGGCUGCUUCAAUCUUGACUAUGCUUAGCCUCAGCAAGCUACCUUGGAUGUCUGGCACAGAUGGUCGAGACAAGGUAGUGUUAACUGCUGCAGAAGUAGAAUCUCUUCGGUCAGAACUCGCUGCUUUGGAAGAAAGAGAAGCUCAUUUCAAAGCUCAAUUAGAACACAUUGAUCAAAUCGUACGGGCUGCACGACUUUCGGGGUAUUUGGAGAUGAGAAUGAGAUGGGCAAUUUUACCCGGAGAACCUCUUCCAGUUGAUGACAGUGAUGUUGAUGAUUGGCUUCCUAGAUUUUUUGUCCUUCAGGGCUCGUGUAUCUUCUGGUAUUCGUCAUGCACCGAUCUAAGCCCCCAAGAUUCAACUCUUCUAUCUGAUGUAGUUGAAGUUGGAACUUUACCUUGCCUGAUACGAGACAAUGAGGACAAACGAUACUGCUUUUAUAUCUCAACUCGUUAUGGACUGAAAUAUGAGUGCUCUAGUAUUUCUAAGAUAAAGGUUGAUUCGUGGUUGGAAGCCUUGUGGAGUGGUUGCAAGCUGUGAUCUGACUGAACAACUAUAAUGAGUUGACGAGGAAUUGACAUGAUUUGCUCUUGGCAGCAACAACCUCUACUAUCACUUUUUCAAAACUUCGGCUGCAACCUUUUAGUGUUUAGCCAGUUCCGUCUGUACAUAAUCUAGCAUUAGCAUACUGCCAUUGUACAGUGUUGAAGUUAAUAUUCGAUAACUCAAGUCUCAGUAUAUGUGAAGGAUUGUACUGAUGUUGUCCUGUAUGACUUUACGCUUGGUAUCUACAAAAAGGAGGAAAGCUUGCUGGUUCUCUGGGUCAAAGGCAUUCCAAAAACAUGAGUUUAUUACAACUUGUUAGCCUGUGGAGAAAAAUGAAUGAAAGAAACAUGUUCCAAUGCAAAUAAUGUUGUGAAUGAGUUAACCUUUUUAUAACCA